Molecule: messenger RNA, 1527 nt
Organism: Menidia menidia (Atlantic silverside)
Lineage: Eukaryota; Metazoa; Chordata; Actinopteri; Atheriniformes; Atherinopsidae
Source: the annotation of a GenBank genome assembly
AUGUGGCGUUUCGGGGUCCCCGACACAGUAGAGACCCCCCCGUCUGCCAAAGCCCGCUGGAGGGCCCAGCUCCAGGGGGGCUCGCCCCCUCCAACGGCCACCCUGAGCCUGAACAUAACCCCCUCCGCAGACUCCCCCGUAGGGGAGUACAGGCUGUCGGCCAGGCUCAGGGGGGAGGAGAAGGCCCUGGGGGGCCUGGUGCUGCUCUUCAACCCCUGGUGCCCCGAGGACUCGGUGUUUCUGUCCGAUGAGAAGGAGAAACAAGAGUACGUGCUGAAUGAGCGGGGGGUCAUCUACAGAGGCAGCGCAGACUACAUCUCCUCCAUGUACUGGGACUACGGGCAGUUCGAGGAGGACAUGGCUAAGAUCUGCAUGAGGAUCCUGGACGUCAACAACGAGAACCUGCGCGAUCCGGCUGGAGACGCUGGCGCCCGCCGGGACCCCGUCUACGUGGGCCGGGUGAUCAGCGCCAUGAUCAACAGCCAGGACGACUACGGGGUCCUGCAGGGCCGUUGGGGGAGCGACUACUGGGGGGGGGUCCCGCCCACCCGCUGGAACGGGAGCUACGCCAUCCUCAGGCGCUGGUUCGACUCCGGCUGCCGGCCGGUCAAAUACGGCCAGUGCUGGGUGUUCGCCGGCUCUGUGGGCUCCACCAAGCGUCUGGACAUCACCAACACCUACAAGUACACCGAAGGGACCGUUCUGGAGAGGAUGGUCUUCCAAUACGCCCUUAUUGGAGUCGAGGGCGGAUGGAGGGUGAGGGGCAACGCUGAGGCCGUGGAGAUAAACGGCCCCGCGGCCAUGAACGCACCACGGAUGGAGCGGAACCGGGUCGGGGUGCCGGUGGCCAACAGCAGUGAGAGCCCAGAGGCUCCAACCCCACAGCUGCUGCUGGCGUUUGAAGAGGUCAGCAAACCUCUGAAGGGGGAGGACGUGCAGAUGAGGCUGUGGCUGAAAAACGACAGCCCCCAGCUCAGGGAGCUGUCCUUCACGCUCAGCGUCCAGGCCAUGCGCUACAACGGGACCCCGGCGGGGAAGAUCCAGGUGGAGGAGGCAGAGAGGAAGGUGGAGCCCCACAAAGAUCUGUCCAUCCCCGUCGUGGUCCCCUACUCCUCCUACCGGGACCUCAUGGUGCCCAACGGAAGCAUGAACUUCUCGGCCGUGGUCACGGAAAAAGGCGCCCCCGAUGGUGUGUUCAUGGCCGUGCACUGCGUGGCGUUGGAGAACCCGCCCAUCUCGAUCAAAGUGUCCAGUCCCUGCAGAGUGGGAACCGAGACCAGUGCCGAGGUGGUUUUCAUGAAUCCGAUCGAUGGGACUCUGACGGACUGCUGUCUCACUGUUUCUGGAAGUGGGCUUUUUAAAAAAGAGACCACGUUUAGACUUCCCGAUCUGCGGCCGAACGUGAGGGUUCGUGUCAAGUUCUUCUUUGUUCCCUACAAGAGCGGCGAGAGGAGCCUCCUGAUCGACUUUGACUGCUCCUCCUUCAGAGACAUGAAAGAGAGCUGCUCUGUCACCGUCAAACCUUAG